UUGUCUCCGCAGGACUUCCUCACCGAUUUGAUGAUGUCUGAGGUGGACCGCUGUGGGGAGAAUGAGCACCUCAUCUUCAGAGAAAACACUCUAGCCACAAAGGCCAUUGAGGAAUACCUCAAACUGGUGGGACAGAAGUACUUGCAGGACGCCCUCGGCGAGUUCAUCAAGGCUCUGUAUGAGUCAGAUGAGAACUGCGAGGUGGAUCCGUCCAAGUGUUCGUCAGGUGACCUGCCUGAGCACCAGAGUAACCUGAAGAUGUGCUGUGAGCUGGCCUUCUGCAAAAUCAUCAACUCCUACUGUGUCUUUCCACGAGAGCUAAAAGAAGUGUUCGCAUCGUGGCGGCAAGAAUGCAGCAACCGCGGCCGGCCGGACAUCAGCGAGCGCCUGAUAAGCGCCUCGCUGUUCCUGCGCUUCCUGUGUCCGGCCAUCAUGUCGCCCUCGCUUUUCAACCUGAUGCAGGAGUACCCCGACGACCGCACGGCGCGAACGCUCACGCUCAUAGCCAAAGUCACACAGAACCUGGCCAACUUCACCAAAUUUGGGAACAAAGAGGAGUACAUGUCUUUCAUGAACCAGUUCUUGGAACACGAGUGGACCAACAUGCAGCGUUUCUUGCUUGAAAUUUCCAACCCGGAGACCAUCUCCAACACGGCGGGCUUCGAGGGCUACAUCGACCUCGGCAGAGAGCUGUCAACCCUGCACUCACUUCUUUCCGAGGUGGUCUCCCAAAUGGACCAGAGUGCAGCGUCAAAGCUUGGUCCCCUGCCCAGGAUCCUGCGAGAGGUGAACGCCGCCCUGUCUAAUCCGUCCAGUGUCCUGAUGACACACGGACAUUCCUCAGAGCAUGUGGCCUCCCCUCCUGCCGAGGCAAGCUGCAGCAUUUCCACCGGCCUGCAGAAGAUGGUCAUAGACAACGAGCUCUCAGGAUUGGUUGACUUCACCAGGUUACCCUCACCCACCCCAGAGAACAAGGACAUCUUCUUCGUUACGAGAAACUCGGGCGUCCAGCCGUCCCCUGCACGCAGUUCCAGCUACUCCGAGACCAACGAGCCCGACCUGGGCAUGGCCAACGGCAGCAAGAGUCUGUCCAUGGUGGACCUCCAGGACCCCCGGAGUCUGGACAGCGGCACGGGUCUUAACUCCUCAGAUGGUUUGGGUGAAAUCCCGGCUUCCGGUGGAGGCUGGUCAUCCAGAGGCCAACAGGGUAACGUCCCCGGGGGUCCCACCCUGAGGAGGCCCGGCCAGACCCCCACCACCCCCGGCGCCGAGAGCACCCCGGGCCGACCCGCCCAGCUGCUGGCCCCGCUAUCCUUCCAGAACCCGGUGUACCAGAUGGCGGCCUGUUUGCCCGUGUCCCCUCGCGGGAUGACCGACUCGGGCUCGGAGUGCCACAGUUCGGUCAGUUCCCACAGCAACAACGAAGAUGGCCCGCCGGGGGGGAAACUGGCCUAUUCGAACCAAGGCGGCGGCGGCGGGGGGAGCAGCGGCGACGAGUACACCAGACGUUCGGGGGAGUUCAACCGGAGGCAGCUGUCCCUCACGGAGACGCUGCACCAGCCCGGCGUCCCCCGGCAGAACAGCGCCGGCCCCCAGCGGAGGAUAGACCAGCCCCCCCCUCAGAGCGUCACCCGGGGCCGCACGCCCCCCAACCUGCUGGGCGGCGGGCCCUACCCCAGGCCCUCCUCGGGCAGCAUGAUGACCUCGUCGCCCGACUGUCCGUCCGGCGGGGCUCGGCUACGGCAGCAGUCGUCCUCCUCUAAAGGGGACAGCCCCGAGACCAAGCAGAGAGCCCAGCACAAGCAGGCCCCCUCCCCAGUGAACCCCAGUGCGCUGGACCGCACAGCAGCCUGGCUUUUGAAUAUGAAUGUGCAGUAUUUAGACCAUGAGGGGAUGGAGCCCGAGUCACUGAGAAACAGAGAGGAUCUGACUCAGGUGGAGAAGUACCAGCAGGAGAUCGUGCUGCUGCAGGAGAAGCUGCGGGCGUCGGUCCAGAAGCUGGAGGAGUAUGAAGCCCGCCUCAAGGGCCAGGACGAGCAGGCCCAGAAGGUGCUGAUGGAGUACCAGGCCAGGCUGGAGGAGUCCGAGGAGCGGCUGCGCAGGCAGCAGGACGACAAAGACCUCCAGAUGAAGAGCAUCAUCAGCAGGUUAAUGUCAGUGGAAGAGGAGCUGAAGAAGGAUCAUUCGGACAUGCAGGCCGUGGUGGACUCAAAGCAGAAGAUAAUAGACGCACAGGAGAAGCGCAUAGCAUCGCUGGAUGCUGCCAACGCCCGUCUUAUGAGCGCGCUCACCCAGCUCAAGGAGCGCUACAGCAUGCAAACCCGCAACGGCAUCUCCCCCACCAACCCCACCAAACUGCAGAUCACCGAGAACGGAGAGUUCAGAAACAGCAGCAACUGCUAG
This is a messenger RNA of Menidia menidia (Atlantic silverside), 2403 nucleotides long. The record is from the annotation of a GenBank genome assembly. Lineage: Eukaryota; Metazoa; Chordata; Actinopteri; Atheriniformes; Atherinopsidae.